This is a messenger RNA of Selaginella moellendorffii, 3753 nucleotides long. Its product is annotated as protein PLASTID MOVEMENT IMPAIRED 1-RELATED 1. Lineage: Eukaryota; Viridiplantae; Streptophyta; Lycopodiopsida; Selaginellales; Selaginellaceae. The coding region runs from base 388 to 3639 and encodes 1083 amino acids. The transcript is spliced from 3 exons. The record is from RefSeq and is a predicted model, not a curated record.
UUUCUCGAGAAUCAUGAGAGCAAGUGUUUGAAUUGAGAGACAAGAACUUUGGCAGAGCACGGAGGGGGAAAAAUGGCGCCGUAAAACCAACAUAAAAACCCUUUGCUGUUGCUGUUGCUCGUUUUUCACCGCCCUAAAAACACCAUCGCCAGUGGCGUGCGCUGUUCUCCAUUUUCCAGGGCGCGCCAGGCGAGAGGAAGAAGAAGAAGGCACUCCAGAUUUAUGCCAUGCAUCAUACCGUUCUUCCCCUCUCCGCGCGAGCACCCGAUCCGGCCGCCCUGAGCGCCAAAAUCCGAUUUUGACGACUUGGGUUCGCUCCCCGGCCGCCGCUCCCCCUGCCCAACUGGAUCUGCGAGCGAGAAAUCGGCUGCACGGGUGAGAUCACACAUGGUCGGGUCGGUUCCAUCCUCUCGGGCAGACGCUGGAGGGCAGCUGCUCCGCGAGCUCGAGGCGCUCAGCCAGGCGCUCUACAAGGCCAAGGGCAGCAGGAAGGAGCCGCAAGAUCGAGCGCUGCUAACAUGGCACUCGGACGGGGCCGAUCUUCCCGAUUUCUUGAGCGAUCAGGGGUCUGUGCCAGCGGCGGCAGUGACGCAGCAGCUCCCAAUCGCCCACCAGCGCAAGAAGAAGGGCGGCAGCCUCUGGGACUGGAAGCCGCUGCGAGCUCUGGCACACAUCGGCCAGACGAGGUUUGGUUGCGAGUUCGUCGCCCACGUCCACGGGAUUAGCAAGCUCCCGGCAUCGCUGGAGGGCCUUCGUCUCCAGGUCCGGCUCAAGCACAAGGAGAGCGAGGCAAGAACAGUGCCUUCCCUGGUUUUCAAAGGCUGUGCCGAUUUCGAGGAGGCUCUCCGGAUCAAGUGCGCCGUCUAUGGCAGCUCCAGCUCCAGCGGUGGCGUUCGCUACACGUCCAAGACCUUCACUCUCUCGGUCGUGGCUCCUGAUGCUAGCGAGCUCGAGCUCGGGAAGCACAGGCUCGAUCUCAGCCGGAUCCUCCCGGACGAUAGCUCCGCUCGGGGAUCGGGGAAGAAGAGCAGCUGGAACACGAGCUUCAAGCUCUCCGGGAGGGCCAAAGGUGGGAUUUUGGUGGUGACUUUCGGGUAUGAGAUGGAUGAGAGUGGUGAUCCUGUUCCAUCGUCCACGGAUGCUGCUACUGCGGGGAAGUUUAGCUCGCAUUCUCCGCCGGAUCCAAGGCUGGUGAGGUCGUUUAGCAGCUUGCCGAGCUCGCCGCAAGGUGUGAUCGCUCUCUCCGGUGUGAGGAAGCAGCAGCAGAAAGGUGGCGGAGCUUCUCCCGCGCAGUCGGAGCCCGAGUACUCGAUCGACGUGGAGAAUCUAAACCUUGACGACGAUGAUCCGGAGGAGGAGGAGGACACCGGGACAGCCAUGACGAUGAGCUCCAGCUCGGGGCUGCUGGCGCCGGAUACUCCUGGGAGGCAGCAAGAACAGGAGCUCAAAGAGUUUAGUAUGGAGCAGUCGGAUGAUCGAGACGAGGAUGACGGCGAGGCGGACUUCUCCGUGGUGGAUCAAGGCGUGGAGGAGUCGUCUCGUCGAGUGGAGGAGAGUUUCUUCGAGGAGGACCGGAGCUUUCAUCCCGAGAGCGAGGGUGGCGAGCUGGACGACGAGGCCGAGAAGUUCUUACACAUGCUGGGAACGAGCUCGGACGACGAGGGAGAGAUUUACAGCUGCUCGCCGCGGGGAUUGCUGCUGCGGCAGUUCGAGGAGGAGCAAGCUCUGCUCGGGAGGAACUUUGGAGGUGGAGGAAUGGUGGCGGAGGAAGAGACUUCUACUGUUCUUGUGCCUUACUCUCGACCAGCGAUCGAGCAGCAGCAGCAGCAGCAGCAGCAAAUCCAGGUUGGAAGCUGGGGCAGCGAAGAAGACGACGAUCUCUCGGCCUUCAUGGACGCGGCGGAGAUGGAGCUUCAGAAGGCAGCACAGGCAGCGAGGAGCAAAGCUCGAGCAAAGCUUCUCGAGGACGCCGAGGCCGAGGCUCUCAUGCAAGAGUGGGGUCUCAACGAGCGAGCUUUCCAGAGAUCUCCUCCAAAGCACGCGGGGGAUUUCUCGGCAGCCAGCGCUCUGGCGGUGAUACCAUCCGAGCCUCCAUGUCUCGCGGACGGACUCGGCUCCAUGAUUCCAACUCGCGACGGUGGCUCGCUGCGAACGAUGAAUCCGAUCCAUUUCCAGGGAGGAAGGAACGAUGGCCGGCUCGUUAUCCAGGUCUCCAAGCCAGUGGUGGUGCCUGCGGAGAUGGGAUCGGGUGUUUUGGAUAUCUUUCGCAGCCUCGCAGCCGGUGGAUCCGAAAACAUGGCGCUCCAAGUCAUGGAAACGAUGCCUCUCGAGGAUAUAACCGGCAAGAACAUAUACCAGAUAGCUAUGGAGGGUCAAGCUUCACUGGAAGGAGCUCCAAGGUAUCCAGCUCUUGGUGGUGGACAAGGCAGUGGUAGUAACAGGCUAGCUCUCGAGUAUGGGCAUGGUGGAAGUGGUGGACUAGAAGUAGCCAAGAACAGCUCUGGAGCCUUGUUUGAUCAGAGGAGAUAUGGUGGAAGUGGUGCUUCGCCGAGGCCGCGAAGCUCGGAUGAUACUUUCAUGUCGCUGGAAGAUCUGGCUCCGGUGGCGAUGGAGAAGAUCGAGGCUCUGGCGAUGCAGGGGCUCAAGAUCCAGUCGGACAUGGCCGAGGAGGAAGCUCCAUACGCGAUCGAGCCAGGCAGCAGCAGCAAUCUCUUAGAAGGUGGCGGGAGUGGAAGUUUGAGGUUGAUCGAGGCAGCACCGGGGCAAGAUCACGGCAGUGAGAGUGGAUUGAUGGCUAUGUCGAUCUCGCUCGACGAGUGGAUGAGGCUGGACGCUGGAGUUUACGACGAGGCCGAGACGACGGACAAGACCAAGGCUGUUCUUGCAGCUCACCACGCCGCGCAUUCCACGGACAUCGUCUUGAUGGCCAACGCGAGCGACGAUCACAGCAGCGGCAGUAGCGGCAAGAGAGUGAUGGAUUCUUCUUCUUCUUCUUCGCAGGAUCAAGGUGGUCUCAUGGGUGACACACUCACGCUCGCCAUGCUCGUCCAGCUCCGUGAUCCUCUCAGGAACUUCGAGCCAGUGGGAGCACCGAUGAUGGCAUUCGUCCAGGCGGAGCGAGUGCUCGUUCCUCCUCGGCCAAAGAUGUUCAAGAGAGUCUCGAUCCAAGGCAACAGCGAGGUGGACGAGGAGGAACUCCAGCAACAGCAGCAGGGAUCAUCGUCGCAGUUCAAGAUCACUGGAGUUCAUAUGGCGGGUCUCAAGUCGGGUGAUUCGAUCGAGGGUGGCAACGGCAAAAAGAGGGUCUGGGGGACACAAAAGCAGCAGCAAUCCGGGUCGCGGUGGCUGCUCGCUCACGGGAUGGGAAAGACUGGAGGUCCCAAGCAUCCGCUUCUCAAGACUUCCAAGAAUCCUGGAAGUGUUGUUCCACCUCCGGUUGUUGCCGAUCAAGCUCCCACUCCAGCGCCAGCUCCAGCUCCAGCUCCGGCGAAGAAGAACAGCAGCGGCAAAGGUGAAUCUCUGUGGAGCAUCUCGGCUCGCGUGGGUAGCAAAGCCGCCGCUGCCGCGACAUCAUCCAUCACCCGGAAUCCAGACGUCAAGUUUGGAAGCAGGCUCUCGCUGGGGAAGAAGAAAUGGUGAUGGAUGACAAACUUGUAUAAGCUGUGGAUUCUAUUAGAUUUAAAAUGAAAAAACUAUAAAUUAUAAACAUAUUUAGAAUUUAUAAACACAAGAUUAAUCUAACUAAUGCAGUCA